Pseudogymnoascus verrucosus is the source of this 692-nucleotide messenger RNA. RefSeq lists its product as uncharacterized. The transcript has 3 exons. The coding region runs from base 60 to 677 and encodes 205 amino acids. Lineage: Eukaryota; Fungi; Ascomycota; Leotiomycetes; Thelebolales; Thelebolaceae. The record is from RefSeq and is a predicted model, not a curated record.
CUGGUUUUGACAUUUAAAGUAGGUACCGCAUACUAAAUUAGUUUCCUCAAGAAGUCACUAUGGAAAUGGCAUGGCUAUAUGAUAACUUUCGACCUUCACGCCCAAACAUAGUUUUGUAUCUUUCCUUACUCCAUAUUCACCUCACUCUUCUUCUGAAAGCACCAACAAAUUACACAAACUCUACAUCCAAACCAAACCCGAUGGUGGACAUCAACUCACCUUCAUCUCCCGAUACAGGGCAAGAUGCAACUGCUGCUCCCGGCCAUGGCAGUGACCCCAAAAACAUGCCUCCAACAAAUACCAGCGAUGCGGAAAACAUGCCUCCAAGCAACGUCAGCGAUUCCAAAAAAAAAAAUCCCCUUCGCCGUGCCACCCGAAAGGAUCACGGCCACCACGAAGCAGAGAUGAAAAAGACUGACCAAGAGUCUGAUUAUGAGUUUGCCGACGUGUCCGAUCCCGAGGAACAGUAUGACUUCAUAAUGGACAAGAUGAUGAACAUGGACGAGGACCAGUAUCAGGCCUAUAAGAAAAAACAUCCCCGGCCAAAUAUGUCAUCCUCAGGAUCUUGCGGGCCCGAGGUGGCAUUUAAGUAUUUAAGGGAAAUGUACGACGAGGAGGACGAAGAAGAUGCCAAAGAGGCUGCAUCUGCCGGGAGCCAGCCAACGAAGAAGCAGUAGUUGGGAAGAGGGUAG